AUGGCGUCACCAUAUGGAAUACCAAAUAAAUCUACUGGUAAUGACAAUUCUGAGACUUUUGAUUUUGGAGGUCGAAGUUAUGUGAGUAUGUCAUAUAAACCAAGUUUAUUAUCUUCAUCUUUAGUCAAUACUGGUGUUGAGGUUCACGAACAAACAGCAAAUUUAGCAAGUGUACUUGUUACUGAAUCCCUAAAUGAAGACGAAAACGAAGACGAUUUAGAACAACAACAACAACAACAACACCAUCGAGAAGAAGAAUCACAAGACCAUCAACAUUCCUUAUCUGAAUCAUCACUUUUAAUGCCCAAUUCACCACGAAAUAAUUAUUUUUCUCAAGCAGAUGCAUUAGAGUCAGAAAUUGGUUCACCUAGUGUAAACAGUUUUGGACGAAGAAGUCAUAGUGGAAGCAACCCAUCAGUCAAUUCCCUCCCCCAACCAUCACCAUCAUCAUUAUCAUUAUCAUAUAAAGAUAACAUCCCUGAAAAACAACCAAGUAAAUUGCAUUCCUAUUUGGUCAAGCCAAUUCGAUAUAUUCCCGGGGUAUUUCUUGGUACUUUAUUGAAUAUUUUAGAUGGAUUAUCUUAUGGUAUGAUUAUGUUUCCUAUAAGUGAAUCGAUUUUUGCAUCUUUGGCACCCGCAGGUUUAUCAAUGUUUUAUAUGUCAUGUAUAAUUUCUCAAUUGAUUUAUUCACUUGGUGGAUCAGCAUUCAAAGCUGGUAUUGGAUCAGAAAUGAUUGAAGUAACACCAUUUUUCCAUACCAUGGCAGGAGCCAUUGCUAAACAAAUAACAAAUGAAUCAAACGGUAAUAAUAAUAUUAAUAAUGAUGCUAUUAUAGCCACUACCAUUACAUCAUAUGCCGUUUCUUCAAUUGUCACCGGAUUGGUGUUUUUUUUAUUAGGUAAAUUGAAAUUGGGUGUUUUAGUGGGGUUUUUCCCUCGACAUAUUUUGGUGGGAUGUAUAGGUGGUGUUGGAUAUUUUUUAAUUGCUACUGGUAUUGAAGUUUCAUCACGAUUAGAAGGUGGAUUAUCUUAUAAUUAUGAAACAUUUAAAUAUUUAUUUUAUAAUCAUACUACAUUAUUGGAAUGGACAAUUCCUUUAUUAUUAGCAUUGAUUUUAAUAAUUUUACAACAUAAAUAUCAUAAUUCUUUAUUGGUCCCACUUUAUUUCAUUGCUGUGUUUAUAAUUUUCCAUUUAUCAGUUGCGGUUGUACCAAGUUGGAAUUUAAAUAAUGCUAGAAUUAAUGGUUGGAUUUUCCCCAUGGUUGAAGAUAACGAACCAUGGUAUAGUUUUUAUUCUUUAUAUAAAUUCAAUCUUGUGGAUUGGGUUUGUAUUGUACGUCAAAUUCCAACAAUGUUAGCUUUAACAUUUUUCGGUAUUUUACAUGUCCCCAUUAAUGUCCCGGCUUUGGCAGUUUCAGUCGGUAUGGAUCAAGUUGAUGUCGAUCGUGAAUUAGUGGCUCAUGGAUAUUCCAAUGCGAUUUCUGGUCUUGUUGGUUCGAUCCAAAACUAUCUUGUUUAUACCAAUUCAGUGUUAUUCAUUCGUGCGGGUGCCGACGAUAGAGUUGCGGGGGUUAUGUUAGCUAUUGCCACGGCUGCAGUUAUGAUGGUAGGCCCUGUGGUCAUUGGAUAUAUACCAGUUUGUGUUGUCGGUGCAUUGAUUUAUUUAUUGGGUUAUGAAUUAUUAAAGGAAGCAAUUUACGAUACUUGGGGCCGAUUAAGAAAUAUUGAAUAUAUCACAAUUAUAAUUAUUGUUGUCACAAUGGGAGCAGUUGAUUUUGUUGCUGGUAUUGGGGUUGGUAUUUUAUUAGCGUGUUUAUCAUUUGUGGUAGAAGCAGGUAGAACUCCAGUUGUUCAAGGAAUAUAUUCCGGUAGUGUUGCUAGAUCUACUGUUAUGAGACAUCCAAAACAACAAGAAUUUUUGAAAAAUGUUGGUGAACAAAUUUGUAUUGUCAAAUUACAGGGGACAUUAUUUUUCGGUUCAAUUGGUGGAGUAGAAAAAGAGAUUAGAAAUAUGUUUGAACAUGAUAAAUUUAAAUCUAAUCCAAUAAAAUAUUUGAUAAUAGAUAUGAAGGGAGUUAUUUCAUUAGAUUUUUCUGCGGCAGAAGGAUUCCGAAGAAUUUUAAAUUUGGCUAAUGAUUUCAAAACCCAAUUUAUAAUUUCAUCUGUAGGUGAAGAUGAUGAUAUAAUUCAAGGCUUACGUGAUGCUGGGAUAUUUGAUAAUGGAGCCAAUGCACCAAUAGAAUUAUUUAGUAGUUUGAAUUAUGCCUUGGAAUGGUGUGAAAAUAGUUUUUUGAAAACUUAUAGCAAACUUAAGAAAAGUGAUCCAGUUAAAACCAGAUCAGUACCUGGAUCUUCAACAUUAACUACAACACGUCAAUCAUUUGCAUCUCCUUCAUCAUAUGGAGCUAAAAUUUUCGGUAAAUAUGGAGAAUUUGGUACACCUAGAACUAAUCAAGUUUUCCAAGCUGCUAGUAAAACCGUUUAUGAUGAACAUAAAACUGAAAGUAAAUUUGAAUCUCAAAAAAAUUCCCUUUUCCAAAAACAACCAUUAUCAUUAAUUAUGUUAUCAUUCCAAGGUUUAUCCGAUAAAGAUGCUGAAUUUUGGUCAAAUAUUACUCCUUAUUUUGUUAAAGAAAAAAUUCCAGAAAAUUAUCAAUUUUAUGAUACCAAAAAUGAUGAACCAGCAUUUUUCAUAGUUGAAUCAGGUUUGAUUCGUUCAAUUAUUAAAUUCGAAAGUGAGGGCCGAGAAUUACAUAGUAGUAUUUUACCAUUAGUGGCAUUUGGUGAUUUAGAUGAUGCUUCAGAAUAUCGACAAAUCAUUUAUACUACUGUAAAUGAUACUGUUGUUUGGAAAUUGACUCAAGCCAAAUUAAAAGAAAUGUUGGCUAAACUUGGAUCUAAAGGUGAAGAGUUGUAUCAUGAAUUAUUAGAAGUUGAAGCUAAAUUAAUUAGAGGUAGAUUUGAUACUAUGACAGCAAAUUUAAUAAUUGCUGGUUGA
Molecule: messenger RNA, 2997 nt
Organism: Candida albicans SC5314
Lineage: Eukaryota; Fungi; Ascomycota; Pichiomycetes; Serinales; Debaryomycetaceae
Exons: 1
Coding region: 1-2997 (998 amino acids)
Cellular component (GO): membrane
Source: RefSeq, a predicted model, not a curated record